Molecule: messenger RNA, 1329 nt
Organism: Aspergillus terreus NIH2624
Lineage: Eukaryota; Fungi; Ascomycota; Eurotiomycetes; Eurotiales; Aspergillaceae
Exons: 3
Coding region: 1-1329 (442 amino acids)
Molecular function (GO): oxidoreductase activity
Source: RefSeq, a predicted model, not a curated record
AUGGAUAACAGCACCCAGUCCCACGCUGGUGGCUUCCAGAGCCUCUGGCUCAACUUGCGGGGGAAACCCCUUGAUAUCACUUCCAGCCAGCUUCUCUCAUACGGCUUUUUGAUUGUAGCAGCAUACCCCGUUCUCGUGUCGUUUCUUCGCUUUCGUCGUCUGAAAUGGCUUCACAAGAAGUACAACUACCCAACUCGGGCGUCUCUCUCCCGCAUGACGGAUGAUGAGGCAUGGGAGAUCCAAAAGGCUAUGCUGGAGCUGGAGUUCCCCUUUAUAUUUGUCAAGGCUCUUCAGUUCGCAUUGUUCAGGACCUAUGGCAUACCCACUAUCUCCAGACUCCUCACCACUACCAGCCAAUUCUCUAAUCCCGACACGUCACUCAAACGCUACACUGAUACUAGCGCUUUGGUCCAGGAAUUCAUGGGUCACGCCCCAUCCUCAAAACGCGUCCUGGAGUCGAUCGCCCGAACGCGCUGGAUCCACAGCGGCUAUCGGUCUGCGGGGAAGAUCUCCGAAGACGACAUGCUAUACACGCUCGGCCUGUUUGCGAUCCAGCCGGUGAGGUUCAUCGAGAAAUUCGAGUGGCGUAAAUUGAGUGAUCUCGAGAAGUGUGCGAUUGGUACUUUCUGGAAGAGCCUGGGAGACGGGCUGCGCAUCAGUUACGACGCUCUCCCGUCCUCCAAGAAGGGAUGGCAGGAUGGGCUUCACUGGUUAGAGGAGAUCUCCGAUUGGAGCGACGAAUAUGAAGUGCGGUGCAUGCUGCCUGAUGCAAAGAACCGCGAAGUCGCUGACCAGACCACCGCCGUGUUGGUGUACAUGCUCCCUGGGCCGCUUAAGCACAUCGGACUGAAGUUCGUGUCUUUUAUGAUGGAUGAUCGGCUACGGAAGGCCAUGUUUGCCAACAUCAGAUUACUCACGCAACUCACCAGCUAUGAGCCUCCACCACCUUCGUACGCACGUUUCUUCUCCUUGCUGCUGUCCGCUCGUCGAUUCGCCUUGCGCUACCUGGCGCUUCCUCGGCCGUAUUUCCUCCGCUUCAGCAACUUCACUGAAGAGCAGGACGAGAAUGAACGCGUCUUCAUCACUCAGUGGGAUGCGGCCCCUUAUUAUGUCAAACCCACCUUCUGGAACCGAUGGGGACCAGUUGCUUGGUUGACCUGGGCACUCGGGCUGCCUCUACCUGGUGAUGGUGGCGACAAGUAUUACCCACAGGGCUAUUUCAUCCCCGAUGUCGGUCCGAAGUAUUUUGAAGGCAAAGGACGGAAGGCCUUGAACCAGACCAUAGAAGAACUGAAGACCUCUCGGACUGGUAAAUGUCCGUUCCAUUGA